Messenger RNA from Castor canadensis (American beaver), 1705 nucleotides. RefSeq names its product major facilitator superfamily domain containing 12 (gene Mfsd12). Lineage: Eukaryota; Metazoa; Chordata; Mammalia; Rodentia; Castoridae. Gene Ontology annotation, cellular component: plasma membrane. The record is from RefSeq and is a predicted model, not a curated record. Gene Ontology annotation, biological process: pigment metabolic process involved in pigmentation; carbohydrate transport; regulation of melanin biosynthetic process. Gene Ontology annotation, molecular function: symporter activity.
CGCGGGCUGGGCGGCCGCAGAGGUGAUCGCGCGCGGCCACAGGGACAGUGGGGUCCCCGCGCGGAGGAUCCGGAGCGCGGUGCGGGUCCUGGGCGGCCUGGUAGGGCCCCUUCUGCCCCGAGAAGGGUGUACGUCUCCAACCGCCAGGCGACAUGGGCCCGGGGCCCCGGUCGGCCGGAGCGGGGACAUCCCCGCAGCCACUGUCCCUGGCAGCGCGGCUCAGCUACGCCGUCGGCCACUUCCUCAACGACCUGUGCGCGUCCAUGUGGUUCACCUACCUGCUGCUCUACCUGCACUCGGUGCGCGCCUACAGCUCCCGCGGCGCCGGCCUGCUACUCCUGCUCGGCCAGGUGGCCGACGGGCUGUGCACGCCACUCGUGGGCUACGAGGCCGAUCGCGCCGCCGGCCACUGCGCCCGCUACGGCCCGCGCAAGGCCUGGCACCUGGUCGGCACCAUCUGUGUCCUGCUGUCCUUCCCGUUCAUCUUCAGCCCAUGCCUGGGUUGCGGGCCGGCCACGCCAGAGUGGGCCGCCCUGCUCUACUACGGGCCCUUCAUCGUCAUCUUCCAGUUUGGCUGGGCUGCCACGCAGAUCGCCCACCUGAGCCUCAUCCCGGUGCUGGUCACCAGUGACCACGAGAAGGUGGAGCUUACAGCCUCAGGUAUGCCUUCACCGUGGUGGCAAACAUCGCUGUCUUUGGUGCCGCCUGGCUCCUCCUGCACCUGCAGGGCUCCUCCCGAGCAGGGCCCGCUCAGGGCAGCAACGUGGGUGACCAGCUGGGGGUCCAGGAUGUGCCGUGUUCCGGACCCUGUCCUGUUGGUGGUGGGCGUGGGUGUCGUCUUCUCGCUGCUGUUCCAUCUGGGCACCAGGGAGGGGCGCCGGCAGCGCAUAGAGGAGCCGGAUGAACACAGUCCCCUGGUGGCCCCGGCCGCCAGGCCUCUGCUGCUCUGGAAACAUUGGCUUCGUGAGCCGGCUUUCUACCAGGUGGGCGUGCUGUACAUGACCACCAGGCUCAUGGUGAACCUGUCGCAGACCUACAUGGCCACGUACCUCACCCACUCCCUGCACCUGCCCAAGAAGUUCAUUGCCACCAUCCCCUUAGUGAUGUACCUCAGCGGCUUCUGCUCAUCCUUCCUCAUGAAGCCAGUCAACAGACGCAUUGGGAGGAACUUCGGACCUCUGCUGCACAGCCUGCGUGGGCUUCUACCACUGGGUGAUGGUGACCGUGACGGGUGGCGUGGGCAUUGCUGCUGCCCUGGCGCUCUGCAGCCUGUUCAUCUGGCCCAUUCGCGUUCGCACUCGGGACCCUGGAGACCGGCCCUGACCCCGCGGCCUCCUGCAGCCGUGCCAUGGACAUUGUUUACAUACUUUGCCCCCCGACCCCCCAGGAGCCCGCACCCCGCUUCCCGCCGGAUCCUCCCCUGGCUCGGAAUCGGUGGAUGCGGGCGCGGGCAACGGAGGGAACAGACACCGCUGGGCUGGUGUCCCCUGAUGAAGUUGACAUCCGGGGGAGGAGGGGUUCCCCCGGACUAAUCCAUUCCCAGCCCUCUGGACGACGGGGCGCCCCUCUCUGCAGUAGGGGCAGGGUGAGGGGUCCCCCAGGGUCUGGCCGAGCGCAGGCGGAGGGCAGCGGGCUGCUCGGGCCGAGGCUCACGAGGAGGAAUAAAGAGCCGCCUGGGCGGUGGGCGAGGACGGCUGCGGUGCUG